Hypomesus transpacificus is the source of this 1491-nucleotide messenger RNA. RefSeq names its product V-set and immunoglobulin domain containing 8b (gene vsig8b). The record is from RefSeq and is a predicted model, not a curated record. The transcript is spliced from 8 exons. Bases 140 to 1249 code for a protein of 369 amino acids. NCBI's taxonomy places the organism in Eukaryota, Metazoa, Chordata, Actinopteri, Osmeriformes, Osmeridae.
UGUUGCUGAGUUUCAAGUGAGACCGGAGAGAGAAAGCACAACUUGUGCGCUUGGGCCUACAGCUUGGCCUCACAGGAAUACUUUCUACUUGGAUAAUUUCCUUUCUAACAGGUACUUGGGACUGCUUUGAUAAUUUGACAUGGAUCAUUUCAGAAAUUGUUUGACCAUGGGAACGUUUUUUACACACUUCUGGCUACAGUUGGCUGGAAUGUUUGUUCUUACACACUAUUUGAAUUCAGGUGUGACAGAGGCCAUGCAGGUGACAUCCACGGGCCCCCAGACUAUCCAGAAGGCCAAGGGGGAGUCUGUGACACUUGGGUGUACCUACACGUCUGGCUCCUCAGACACGGGGGACCUGGACAUAGAGUGGUCCAACGUCAGCCCAGACAUGACCCAGAAAGACACACUGAUCUUAUCUUACGCAGGAGGGAAGACGCUGCAUUACGGGGAUGCCAGCCUGUCCGCCAGACUGAGUUUCGUUGCAGAUCCCACGAAAGGAGACGCCUCAGUUUCGAUCUCCUCGUUACUAGUCUCAGACACAGCGACAUACCAGUGCAAAGUAAAGAAGGCACCGGGCGUCGACAUGAGAAAAGUCACCGUGGUAGUAAUGGUCCCCCCCUCUGAGCCCAAGUGCUGGGUGGACAGCAGUGAGGAGAAGGGGACCACGGUAUCCCUGCGCUGCAAGUCCUCUCAGGGCUCCACUCCUCUGACCUACGUCUGGAAGAGAGAAAGUGGCGGGCCCAUCCCUCCCACUGCCACACAAGACCCACAGACAGGGCUGCUGAUGAUAAAGAACCACUCUGAGAGCUACAUGGGAAACUACCUGUGCCAGGUCCAGAAUGCAGUGGGAAAACAACAGUGCAAAUACACACUGAAUGCAUACAAUCCCACAGACAGAGUGGGGGUGAUUGUGGGCGCUGUGAUUGGUGCUCUGCUCCUGCUCCUCCUCCUGCUGUUCCUCAUCUGGCUGCUGAUUUGCUGCUGCCACAAGCGUCGCUACCAGAAGGAGCUCGCCAACGAGAUCAGGGAGGACGCCCCAGCCCCUGAGAGCCGGCCCUCCAGCAGGAACUCCAGCUACCGCUCGGUGCUGGGAUAUCGCGCCCACUCCGGGGGGAUCCACAGCUCCGCCAGGAAGGCCCCGUCCAGCAGGGCAGGCUCUGGCCAGGGCAGCAUCCAUACGCCCCAGCCUACCCCCAGACAGAACCCCCCUCCCCUGAAGUACGACAGUCGCUAUGGUUACCCUGUGUAAACACACAGCUACUGGGCUGGGAGUUGUGGAUAAAGUAGGAGGACUUUCAGAAAAGACAAAUAUAUGUGAAGGCUAUUUAAAAAAAAAAAGUUUUUGUUUUAAUUUCUUUGACUUUGUCUUGUAAAUGAGUUUAAAUGAGAUCGAUGUCUAUUUUGCUUGGUGAAUACAUUAUCAGUAAAGGAAAGUAUGCUUUGUAUAUGCUUGUACAAUAAAAAUUUUACACUUUUUUUUUUAAUCAAAAA